Lagopus leucura (white-tailed ptarmigan) is the source of this 3058-nucleotide messenger RNA. It is a transcript of the gene RCBTB2, whose product is annotated as RCC1 and BTB domain containing protein 2. The record is from RefSeq and is a predicted model, not a curated record. Gene Ontology annotation, molecular function: protein binding. Bases 231 to 1946 code for a protein of 571 amino acids. The transcript is spliced from 15 exons. Lineage: Eukaryota; Metazoa; Chordata; Aves; Galliformes; Phasianidae.
UGAGGAGGCGCCUGAGCGCGGCGGCAUCCUCCCUUGUCUCAUCGCGGGGAGGAGGAGCCGCCGCCUGCGGAGAAGCUCAAGGAGAAUAUGAAGUCCAAAGAUCCUCACGAGCUAGACUGAUCUAUGGAUCAGAAUUUGGCUGGGUCAGGUAACUGCUGUCUAAUAGCAAUUCAGAUCGGCACGUUAGAUUUUUGGGGGAAAAGCAGCUAGUGAAUAUAAAGUUUUAAUACAUGAGAAGUAUAUGUUGCUUACCUAUUUACUUUCAAAAAGGGACACCAGCACAAAUCCAUAUGGAAGAUGAACCUCCUCCUUCUCAAGGAGUCAGUGUCAAGGUCUUGGAGGCAACGUUAUUAUCAGCCCUGAAGAUGCUGGAUGUUGGGAAAUGGCCGAUUUUUUCCCUUUGUUCACAAGAGGAGCUCAAGUUAAUUCGUCAAGCCUGUGUAUUUGGCAGUGCUGGUAACGAGGUGCUGUAUGUAACUGAAAAUGAUGAGGUUUUUGUGCUUGGCAUGAACUGCAGUGGGUGUUUGGGAACCGGAGACGUGCAGAGCACAAUUGAGCCAAAGAGAUUAGAUUCUCUGUGUGGCAAAAAGAUAGCCUGUCUGAGUUAUGGAAGUGGUCCUCAUGUUGUUCUUGCUACAGAAGAAGGAGAAGUGUACACAUGGGGUCAUAAUGCUUACAGUCAGUUGGGCAAUGGUACAACCAAUCAUGGUUUGGUUCCCUGUCAAGUCUCUACCAACUUGGUGAACAAGAAAGUCAUUGAAGUUGCUUGUGGCUCUCAUCACUCUAUGGUGUUAACAUCUGAUGGGGAGGUGUACACGUGGGGUUAUAAUAACUCAGGCCAGGUUGGAUCUGGUUCAACUGCUAAUCAGCCAAUUCCUCGAAGAGUUACCAGCUGCCUACAAAAUAAAGUUGUAGUUAACAUAGCCUGUGGUCAAAUGUGCUCUAUGGCUGUGGUGGAAAAUGGAGAGGUCUAUGUCUGGGGUUACAAUGGUAACGGCCAGCUGGGGCUGGGCAGCAGCGGCAAUCAGCCAACGCCGUGCCGAAUAGCAGCCUUGCAAGGCGUUCGCGUGCAGCGGGUUGCCUGUGGCUGUGCACAUACGUUAGUGCUAACAGAUGAAGGUCAGAUUUAUGCCUGGGGAGCCAAUUCAUAUGGCCAGUUAGGUACUGGGAAUAAAAGCAACCAGUCUUACCCUACUACAGUUACUGUGGAUAAGGACAGAGUUAUAGAGAUUGCAGCCUGCCACUCUGCUCACACUUCGGCUGCCAAGACGCAGAGCGGCCAGGUGUACAUGUGGGGCCAGUGCCGCGGCCAGUCUGUGGUCCUUCCCCACCUCACUCACUUUGCCUGCACUGACGAUGUGUUUGCUUGCUUUGCUACCCCUGCUGUUAUGUGGCGUCUUCUCUCAGUAGAGCCCGAUGACCAUCUAACAGUAGCCCAGUCACUGAAGAAGGAAUUUGACAACCCUGAAACUGCAGACCUGAAGUUCCUGGUGGAUGGAAAAUACAUCCAUGUUCAUAAAGUUCUUCUCAAAAUUAGGUGUGAACAUUUUCGUUCCAUACUGAAUAAUGAUGAUGAAAUUAUAGAAAUGAGUGAAUUUUCUUAUCCUGUUUACCGAGCCUUUCUGGAGUACCUGUAUACAGACAGCAUUAGGCUCCCCCCUGAAGAUGCCAUAGGACUGCUAGAUUUGGCAACACUGUAUAGAGAAAACAGAUUGAAAAAGCUUUGCCAGCAAACAAUCAAACAAGGCAUUUGUGAAGAGAACGCGAUCGCUCUUCUUUCUGCUGCUGUCAAAUAUGAAGCUCAGGACUUGGAAGAGUUUUGCUUCAGAUUUUGCAUAAACCACUUAACUGUUGUAACACAAACACAAGGCUUUGCAGAAAUGGACCACGAUCUCCUGAAAAACUUCAUUAGCAAAGCAAGCAGAGUGGGAGCAUUCCGAAAUUGAGAGCUGACUACCACCAAGCUGAAGAGCACAGCCUCGUUCCUCCUGGGAAUACUUCUCCUUUGGAGAGCUUUGAAGAGAGACUCAGUGUCCGUCAGCUUGGGAAAUGCCUUGAAGUCUGCUAACAUACUGGUCUGAAAAGAUGACUACAGCAUAGGUGUGUAGGGAGAGCCAGCAUUCAGAAUUUCAGAACAAAACCUAAUGCAGUAACUACCCUUCCCCACUUAAAGUCAAGCAAACUAAGCUGCCAUUAUCAUGGCUAUUUUGAGUAUAUUAUUUUUAUGUAAACAACCUGCAGCUGGAUUUUAUGGAGCAGUGACAUCCUUGCUGCUAAAACCUUCAUAGUACACUUCUGUCACCAAACUAAGCUAAUAUGCCAUGGUUGGCAGCUUUGUGCCACAUCAUCCAGAUUAGAGACAAACUUGGUUUCUGAGUACUUGAUAAAGUACUAUAAAUUCUUUAGGAUGAGAGGCUUUCUGAGCAGUGGGAGGUUUUGUCUCACCGUCCGCUUAUUUGGAGUGUAAAUGCCAAAACUGCGAAGGGCUUCAGCUGGAUAUUAGAAUUUGAAGUUGCUGGCCAAUAUGCCCAUUGUUCUGGACAAUUAACAAACCUCUGUUACACCAGAAAUGCUCCCUGUGUCAGAUGACAGGAGUUGUGCACUGGCCAGGGAGGUGAGUGGGAUGGGUGAGGCAGAGUGGGUACUUAAUUUCUAACUGACUAACAUGAGCUGAGAUAAAAUCCCACCUUGUGUUAUGCGUAGGAAGGGUUGCCCUCUUACAGAAGAUGCUGAGCUUAUGGAGCAGUUCCUUGGAAUUUUUUCUAACAGGCAAUUGUGAAUUAACUCGGAGAAAUGAUCUCACAGAGCAGCAGAGGCAGCUGCAGUGUUUUACAGCUGCAGUAUCUUACAAAACUGGACGGCCAGGUUCAGUGUGCUGGUCUGUGUCACGCCACCUUCACUCAGACUCGUGCCCUGCCAGAGUCCUCUGAUGACUUAUCCCAAUCCUCAAAUGCGGUUUCUAAGAACCGAAUUCCUUUAUUUCACCCGGGUUGGAAGGGACCUCAAGGAUCAUGUAGUUCCAACCCCCCUGCCUGGCAGGGCCACCAAACAUACACAU